Prionailurus viverrinus (fishing cat) is the source of this 660-nucleotide messenger RNA. Its product is annotated as interferon lambda-3-like. The record is from RefSeq and is a predicted model, not a curated record. Gene Ontology annotation, biological process: defense response to virus; cell surface receptor signaling pathway via JAK-STAT; positive regulation of immune response. Gene Ontology annotation, molecular function: cytokine activity. Bases 1 to 660 code for a protein of 219 amino acids. The transcript is spliced from 7 exons. NCBI's taxonomy places the organism in Eukaryota, Metazoa, Chordata, Mammalia, Carnivora, Felidae.
AUGGAAGAUGCUCGGCUGGCUCUGGGCUUCCCCGGCCUGGGGGCCUCCCCUGGCAAGCGAAAGUUUUCACUUUUCCUACAUCAGCCGGAAUCGCCCAUCUGUCCAGAUCUGGCAGUGGGACGCACGCUGGCGCUCUUUGCUAUGGUCCAGACCGGGACGGGAGCAGUGCCCGGCCCCCAGCCCCUCGGGGCCCUCCUGGAUGCCGGGGGCUGCCACUUGGCCCAGUUCAAGUCUCUGUCCCCACAAGAGCUGCGGGCUAACCUCCUCCCCUCCCUCUGCCCGGACCUGAUGCCCUGCCCCCGCCUCUUCCCCAGGACCUGGGAGGUGCGGCAGCUGCAGGUGUGGGAGCGCCCCGUGGCCUUGGAGGCUGAGUUGGCCCUGACGCUGAAAGUCCUGGGGUCCGUGGCCGACGGGUCCCAGGGGGACAUCCUGGACCAGCCCCUUCACACGUUGCGCCACAUGCACUCUGAGCUCCAGGCCGUCUCGGCUCAGUCUGAAGCAGGCCCCCGGCCCCAAGGCCGCCUCCAUCACAGGGUGCAGUGUCUCCACGAGGCCCCGAAGAAGUCCCUCGGCUGCCUGGAGGCCUCUGUCCUAUUCAACCUCUUCCGCCUCCUCACCCGGGACCUGAAACGUGUCACCAGCGGAGACCUGUGUGUGUGA